GACCCUUGAAACCAGAGAUUACCAUAACUUACAUUGCCGUUUCAACUAUAUUCUUUAACAGUGGACUCUCCUUAAAAACUGAGGAGCUGACAAGUGCUUUGAUGCAUGUGAAACUACACCUUUUUGUCCAGAUUUUUACACUUGUGUUCUUCCCAACAGCAAUCUGGGUCUUUCUUCAGCUAUUAUCAAUCACACCUAUAAAUGAAUGGCUUUUAAAAGGCUUGCAGACAGUAGGCUGCAUGCCACCUCCUGUGUCUUCUGCUGUAAUUUUAACCAAAGCUGUUGGUGGAAACGAGGCAGCUGCUAUAUUUAACUCAGCUUUUGGAAGUUUUUUGGGCAUUGUUAUAACUCCACUUCUGCUUUUGCUUUUUCUUGGAUCGUCCUCCUCUGUGCCUUUCACAUCUAUAUUCUCGCAGCUGUUUAUGACUGUUGUAGUCCCUCUCAUUAUUGGACAGAUUGUCCGAAGAUACAUCAAGGACUGGCUUGAAAGGAAGAAGCCUCCAUUUGGUGCUAUCAGCAGCUGUGUGCUCCUGAUGAUCAUCUACACCACCUUCUGCGAUACUUUCUCCAAUCCAAAUAUCGACCUUGAUAAAUUUAGCUUGGUUAUAAUAGUGUUCAUAAUAUUUUCUAUUCAGAUGAGCUUCAUGUUUUUGACUUUCCUCUUCUCUACAAGGAACAACUCUACUUUCACACCAGCAGACACAGUGGCCAUCAUUUUCUGUUCCACACACAAAUCCCUCACUCUGGGGAUUCCCAUGCUGAAGAUAGUAUUUGCUGGUUAUGAGUACCUGUCCUUAAUUUCUGUCCCCUUGCUCAUCUAUCAUCCUGCUCAGAUUCUUCUUGGCAGUCUCUUGGUACCAACGAUAAAAUCUUGGAUGGUUUCUAGGCAAAAGGCACUGAAGUUAACCAGGCAGCCCAAAGCACCCGUGAAGGUCUAAUUGUGGAGAUGACCUGUGUCACAGUGAAUGUAUAUAUGUACUAUACUGUACACAUGGACAAUUGAGACAACUGGGUAUUUGUGAAUGUUGCUUCAGUGCAUAUUUUAUAUAUAUAUAUUAAAAGAUACCUGUUAAGUGCCUUACAGAUGCAUUUUUGGCAAAAAAAAAAGAAGCAUCGUUUCCAGAAGCCACUUUGUUGGUUACUGCAAGAGGUUGUACAGUAUUUUGGAGUCCUUUAGUUUUUUAUUUUUCUAACUGAGUGAAUGGUCAUGACUGACAGCUGUUUCUUCCACUGCCCCUGCUUUGAAGCCAGGGUGCACCAGCUGUAAGUCUCUGUUUUAAACUAGCCAAAAUGACCAGAAGCUACCCCACUGCUGGCUUACCCUGGGGAAGAGCUUUCUGAAGGGUUUUUAUUUUUUUUUUUCUGAGAUUGACUUGAAUUUCUGUGUGACUCUGUUACACUCCCUAGUCAUAUGACUGUGACAUGCCUUUUUCUUCUGAGUUUGUGUAUACUCAGCAUGGGGCCAUCCAUUGGAUAGAAGCUGAGGAGCAUGAAUUAUUUGCAUUUG
This is a messenger RNA of Acanthisitta chloris (rifleman), 1507 nucleotides long. It is a transcript of the gene SLC10A7, whose product is annotated as solute carrier family 10, member 7. Lineage: Eukaryota; Metazoa; Chordata; Aves; Passeriformes; Acanthisittidae. The record is from RefSeq and is a predicted model, not a curated record. The annotation marks the transcript as partial. Gene Ontology annotation, cellular component: plasma membrane. The transcript is spliced from 11 exons.